UUUUUUUUUUUUUUUUAACCUUCGGGUCGCAAUUUCUUGGUCAAAAAAAAAGAGUGAGGGAGGGGAGGGAGGAAAAGAGUAGGAGUUUUUUUUUUCUUAAAAUCAAUUUGGGAAUUAGGUGCCAUUGGUGUUCUUUCUCUUUUUUUCCCUAUACUUUAGUGGUCAUCAUCCAAAAUGGUAUUGAAGCACAACAAUCAAUUGCCCAACCAGCAUUUCCGUAAGCAAUGGCAACGCCGUGUCAAGACCUGGUUUGACCAAGCUGGUCGCAAGAAGGCCCGUAGAGUUGCUCGUGUUCAAAAGGCUACUCGUGUUGCUCCUCGUCCUGUUGAUGGUCUUCUUCGUCCUGCUGUCCGCUGUCCUACUCUUCGUUAUAACAUGAAGUUGCGAUCUGGUCGUGGUUUCACUCUCGAAGAAAUCAAGGAAGCUGGCCUUACUCCCAAGUAUGCUCGUACUGUUGGUAUUGCUGUCGAUCACCGUCGUCGUAACAGAUCUCAAGAAUCCCUUGAACUUAAUGUCCAACGUUUGAAGGCUUACCAAGCUAAGCUUAUUGUCUUCCCUCGUAAGGCUGGUAGCCCCAAGAAGGGUGAUUCUGAAGCUGCUGAAGUUGCUUCUGCUGUUCAAUUCAAGGGUGCUCUCUUCCCUGUUCAACAAGUUGCUGCUGCUCCUGAAGCUCGUGCCAUCACUGCUGAAGAAAAGUCCACCAAUGCUUACAUGAAGCUCCGUUAUGCUCGCUCUGAAAAGCGUACUCUUGGUGCCCGUGAAAAGCGUGCUCGUGAUAAGGCUGAAGAAGAAGCUAACAAGAAGAAAUAGAUUUAGUUUGAUCAUCACCCAUUUGAUAUUAUCCCACUUUAUUAGUAUAGUCUCUCUCUUUUGUCAUCUUCUAUCAUCAUUUUUUUUUAUUGUGUGUUUGUUGGGAAUGAAAAACAAUAAAAUUUGUAUCCUCAUAUA
Halteromyces radiatus is the source of this 948-nucleotide messenger RNA. RefSeq names its product ribosomal protein L13e. The record is from RefSeq and is a predicted model, not a curated record. Gene Ontology annotation, biological process: translation. NCBI's taxonomy places the organism in Eukaryota, Fungi, Mucoromycota, Mucoromycetes, Mucorales, Cunninghamellaceae. The transcript has 4 exons. Gene Ontology annotation, molecular function: RNA binding; structural constituent of ribosome. Gene Ontology annotation, cellular component: ribosome; cytosolic large ribosomal subunit. Bases 175 to 810 code for a protein of 211 amino acids.